This is a messenger RNA of Lolium perenne, 1222 nucleotides long. The record is from RefSeq and is a predicted model, not a curated record. NCBI's taxonomy places the organism in Eukaryota, Viridiplantae, Streptophyta, Magnoliopsida, Poales, Poaceae.
ACAUGAGACAUUGCCGCACUAGUAAUAGUAAGUCAUAGAUUGUAGCAGUGCUUAGGAUACGUUGUGAAUGUCAGUACGGCUGGACUCUAAAGCUGCUGAUUCACACUACUAGCUAGUGAUGUUGUAGUAGUAUAAAUAGCACCCCUUGUAUCCCUUAUCAGAGCACCAAGUAGCAGCAAUAAGAGAAGAGAAAAUUGCCCCAGCUUCUUGUGUCACUCGUGAAGAGUUCAGUCCUAUCUCUAGUGCGUGUGUAUCAACUAGCCACAGCCAUAUUGUGGUUUAGAACUGACAUUUGGUAUCAGAGCAUUGAGUUUAGCGAUCCACCAUGGUAGGGAAUGGAGACCGUGUUGCUCUCACGCCACCAGGAAAACUUGCCACGCUCGACGACUCAGCACGGGCGUCGCAGGUGGUAGUGCAGAAAGUGGUACGGGCGGCAGGCUCGACACAAUUCCCUCCGCUCACACGCUCCAACUACGGAGACUGGGCACUCUUCAUGCAGGUCAUGCUCGAGGCGCGCAGCCUGUGGUCGGCAAUCGAGACAGGCACGGACGAGCGAGAGCUCGACCGUCAAGCGAUGGAGGCGCUGCUCUGCGCCGUCCCGCCAGACAUGAUCUCGACGCUGGGCGUCAAGGCCACGGCGAAGGAAGCCUGGGACACGCUGAAGGCGAUUCACGUCGGCAGCGACCGUGUCCGGAAGGCGAAGGCGCAGUCCCUUCGCAAGCAGUACGAGGCGCUGCAGUUCAAGGACGGUGAGGGCGUCGACGCAUUCUCAAUGCGCCUCACCGGCCUAGUGAGUGCACUAGCCAACCUCGGUGAUAAUAUUCCCGAGGACAAGGUGGUGCUGAAGUUCUUGGCCGUGGUGCCCAAGAAGUACAGCCAGAUGGCAUGCGCCAUCGAGACGUUGCUCGACCUCGAGAACAUGACCAUCGAGGACCUCACGGGUCGGCUCAAGGUGGUCGAGGAGAGGAACGACGUCGACAACAACACAGGCUCCGGCGGCCAGCUGCUGCUCACGGAGCUAGAGUGGCUCGCACGCUCCAAGCGAGCGCAAAGCGGAGCGUCAAACUACGGCAAGCAAGCACGUGGUCCCGGACGCGGCCCCGACCCACGCAACGGCAAAUACAAGCCUAGCGGGAGUGGUGGCAAUAUCCGGAAUGGCUCCACGUCGAAAGCCGCAAAGGACGACAAGUGCCGCUACUGCGGCAAGAAGGGCCACUAGGCA